AUGAACCUCAACAUCUCCCCGGACGACGUAUGCUGGGCCCAGGCCGAAACCAUCUCCGACACCUGGCUCCUCCAAUUCCUAGAAAUCGACAUCCUGCGCCCAAUCGCAGACUUCAUCCUCCAUCACAACCGCGGCAACGCCACCGAAUUCGCCAUCCUCAGGAAAGGCUCUUACAACAUCUCUCUGCGCUUGAAGUAUGAACCCAACGGCGCCACCGUCAUUCGCUUUCCGCAGCCCGGCGCCGUGCUCUUCCCUGAAGAGAAGAUCGUGAACGAAGUCUCAGUCAUGCGCUUCCUCGCCGACCAGACCACCAUCCCCAUCCCAUUCAUCCUGCACUCAGGAACCAAGCAAGAGAGCCCUCUCGCAUUGAGUCAUUCAUCCUCAUGGAAGGCUAGGCUGCGGAGACUGUACGCCCAAAUGGCCGACGUUCUACUACAACUCUCCCUCCCUGCCCUCCCGCGUAUCGGCUCGCUCAGCCAGCAGGACGACUUCACCUGGGAGGUGACACGCCGACCGCUGUCGAUGAACAUGAACGAGCUCGUUCGUCUGGGCUGUCUGCCUCGCUCCCAACUGCCUCACGUAGACACGACAUUCCCCACCGCCUCAUCAUACGUUCAGUUCCUGGCAGACCUGAAUCUCGACCAUCUAAUCCAUCAACGCAACGACGCAGUCACCUCCGAGGACGACUGUCGGAGGAAGUACGUCGCGCGGUGUCUCUUCCGUAACCUCGCCCGCGAACAGCGCCUCACCACUCCAGCACUGGAGAACGGCCCCUUCAACCUCUGGUGCGACGACCUCCGUCCCGCCAAUGUACUUCUAUCCCAAGACCUGCACAUAGCCGGGGUGUGGCUUCUGAUCGAGCGGCCCGAGGAAUGGGCCGGGGGGGUUGAGGAGUGGACUCGGGUGUUUGAAGCCCGGCUGCGGACGUUCCUACAAGUUAUGCAGAAGGGCGAGGAUCAAGAGAUCCAGCGGGGUCGGUUGCACGAGGGGCAGAGGUUGUCCGGUGCGAUGCGGCGGAGCUGGGAGAGUGGGGACUUCUGGGUAAUGUAUGCGCUGCGGAAUAGUUUUGCGUUUGAUCUGGUUUAUUGGUUGAAGAUUGAUGAGAGGUUUUUCGGGGUUAGUGGACGAGGAGUAGAGAGGGCAUGGGAGGAGCGGGUUGGGUUGUUGAGUGAGGAGGAGAAAGAGGAGAUGGAAAUGCUUGUGACGAGGAAGAUGGCGGAGAGGGUGAGUAGGCCUCUUAUUUGGGAUGCGGAUCAUGUGGAGGAUAAUGGGACUGGGGCUGAUGGGAUGGAUUGAGAUGGUCUACCUAGUACCGGCCUGUGGAGCUCUUCUGGCUAACCCUCAAGGCGAUGGAUGUCUCCCAGAGAUUCACCGUCCAAAACACCCCAAUUUCUCCUACAAGCAAGCAAGCCGUCCUGCAAAGGUGUGCUGUGCUGUGCUGUGCUGUAAACGGAAGCCAAACUACCACAAAACAAACGGGCCAUGCCUCUAAGUUAUCCCCUCUUACGCAUCAGCAAACCAAAAG
Aspergillus fijiensis CBS 313.89 is the source of this 1525-nucleotide messenger RNA. RefSeq lists its product as uncharacterized. Lineage: Eukaryota; Fungi; Ascomycota; Eurotiomycetes; Eurotiales; Aspergillaceae. The coding region runs from base 1 to 1296 and encodes 431 amino acids. The transcript is spliced from 4 exons. The record is from RefSeq and is a predicted model, not a curated record.